This is a messenger RNA of Phaeodactylum tricornutum CCAP 1055/1, 1097 nucleotides long. RefSeq lists its product with no specific name. Lineage: Eukaryota; Bacillariophyta; Bacillariophyceae; Surirellales; Neidiaceae. The transcript has a single exon. The record is from RefSeq and is a predicted model, not a curated record. Bases 198 to 1097 code for a protein of 299 amino acids.
UGGACGAUCGCAAGAACAGUCAGUUUGAGGAUCACUCAUGAACAUGGACACAUGUUUGUAUAUGCUUGCAUCUGUUUGUAGGUAGCCUUUGGAUUCGAUUCCGCACACGGGUACAAUCGCCUCUUGGCAUCUGUAAACUUUGCAUUUUGUCACACAUCCAGGUUUACUGCUGCCUUUCCCCUCCUCGUUGGCACAAAAUGAAGGAAAUCUACGCUCGACUGGAAACGGUACGUCCGGGACGCACAUUAUUUGUACGUCAAGUCUCCAUGGGACAAGAAAAUAGCGCCACGCGCCUGCAGCUUGUGUGUGUGCACGGUCUCUGUGGAACCGAGCGACAUUUUCUACCCUUCUUGCACGCUCUGGAUCACGCGGUAGCGUCCAACGAUAUAUGGCUCCAAAGCAUAUCGUACGAUUGGAUGGGAUGUGGGAAGUCACCGUUGAUACCAUCCUUUGACGCCUACCAUAAUCGAGAAACCGAGGCGGAUUUGUUGGCCGUUCUACAGCGACUCGAUUCAUCGGUACCCACCGUCUUACUCGCGCAUUCGUACGGUCCCAGUAUCGUUGCGCAAGUUUUGCCGCAAAUCACUUCCCAGUUGCGCUUGGUGGGUAUUGUUUGGGUAUCGACGGCCUUGAAGAGCGAUACCAUAACCUUCUUAGCCGAUGGUGGUCCCCCGCUGAUGAAAUUGCCCACCUUUGUCUUGCGCUGUAUGCAGCCUUCGUUAACGAACAGCUUUGUCCAAGCGGCCGUGCUCGACUCCCAUACCGACGUACAAACCGUAGUCCGGAACGACAGCAACGCCAACGACAUGUGGGUCGCCAAGUGCUACCAUCGGCAUACUUGCUGGGCGCACGUCGACUUGGUACAGAACCUACCAAUCGAUCAUUUGGUUCUGCACGGAGCCGAGGAUGGAUUGUUGCCAAUUACGGCCGGGCAGGAUUUGGCGAAUCGACUCGGUACCGAGUUGAUUGCGAUUGACCAGGCGAGCCACAUGCUAAUGCUGGAACAGCCAACGAAAAUGGCUACUGCCGUCGCGGCCUUUCUAUCGCAACGUUUUGCCGCACCAACUGCAGGAAGCGUUCCCACCUCUGCAGCCUAA